Messenger RNA from Cornus florida, 1370 nucleotides. Its product is annotated as WAT1-related protein At1g43650-like. Gene Ontology annotation, molecular function: transmembrane transporter activity. The record is from RefSeq and is a predicted model, not a curated record. Bases 16 to 1125 code for a protein of 369 amino acids. The transcript has 7 exons. Gene Ontology annotation, cellular component: plasma membrane. Lineage: Eukaryota; Viridiplantae; Streptophyta; Magnoliopsida; Cornales; Cornaceae.
GCAAGGGGGAUUUGAAUGCUUCUCUAUAAAUUGACCACUACAGGAGGCCAAGAUAGUAAAAUUAACAUGAAGGGUUUACAAGGUUUUGUGAUGCUUAUGGAGCAUAAUAAACCUUACAUUGCAGUGCUCUUUAUACAAUUUGUAUAUGCAGGCAUGGCGUUGUUCUCCAAGGCUGCAAUUUCUAAAGGAAUGAACCCUUAUGUGUUUGUUUUCUAUAGACAAGCUUUUGCAACACUUGCUAUAACUCCAUUUGCUUUCUUUGUGGAGAGGAAGACUUCAGCUUCCCUAUCAUAUUACUUACUAUUGAAGCUCUUCUUAAUUUCUCUAUUUGGGAUUACCUUGAGUUUAAAUCUAUACUACUAUGCAAUGAAUUACACAUCUGCAACAUUUGCUGCUGCAACCACUAACACAAUUCCUGCCAUUACCUUUGUCAUGGCUGUUUUCUUCAGGAUGGAAAGCAUUUCAAUAAAGCAGUGGCAUGGAGUGGCCAAGGUGUUGGGUUCUGUAGUAGGUGUUUCUGGGGCAUUGGUAUUUGCUUUUGUCAAAGGACCCCAUGUGAAGUUUGUGAACUGGUACCCAGCAACCCACAAAGAAAUUUCAGACAUAAGGUCUAGUUCCAAAGUGGAAUGGGUAAAAGGUUCUCUUUUCAUGCUCUUGGCCAACACUGCAUGGUCUUUGUGGCUAAUUAUGCAGUCUAUGGUUGUGAAGCAAUAUCCAGCGAAACUACGCCUUACAACUCUGCAGUGCUUCUUCAGCCUCAUACAAUCAGCUAUUUGGGCAAUUUCCAUGGAGAGGAACAUAUCAUCGUGGAAGCUUGGAUGGGAUGUUCAUCUUCUCUCUGUGGCCUAUUGUGGCGUGAUUGUGACUGGGAUAAGUUACUGGUUGCAAGUGUGGGUUGUAGAGAAGAAAGGUCCUGUAUACGUAGCCAUGUUCACUCCAUUAGCACUUAUUAUAACAGCCAUCUUUUCAGCAUUCCUGUGGAAGGAGACUCUUUACUUGGGAAGUGUGUGUGGGGCAUUGUUGCUGAUAGGUGGGCUCUAUAGCGUUUUGUGGGGGAAGAACAAAGAGGCGAAAAUAUCAGAACCUAAUGAUGAGAACGUAUUGGAAUGCGUUACACAUGUGUGACUGAUGGACACAUUGUUGCAACUUGUAAGAUAUUUUUCAUAUAUUUAAUGUGACAUGUCACACUAGGGCAUAAUUAAUUGUAUAUACAGAAGCAGCUUGCUCCUAAAGUUCUUAUCUUUUGGAUUCCUCCGUCGUUUUGGUUGAUCGAAAACUAAUGAAAAAGAAAAAGGGAAAAUUAGAGUAAAAAAAAAAUUGUAGUUUUUUUUUUCCUUGAAGAAUUAUAAAAAAGAAAGUUUCAGAUUUCA